This is a messenger RNA of Naegleria lovaniensis, 615 nucleotides long. RefSeq lists its product as uncharacterized. The record is from RefSeq and is a predicted model, not a curated record. NCBI's taxonomy places the organism in Eukaryota, Heterolobosea, Eutetramitea, Acrasida, Naegleriidae. Bases 1 to 615 code for a protein of 204 amino acids. The transcript has a single exon.
AUGGCCUCGUCAUCAUUGGAACUUGUCCUUUUGCAACAUUUUGAUCAUCGGAAUCAACCAUCGUGUCCUCUCUCUGUAGUGGCCUCUUUCAUUCCUCCUUCGGAUUGGUUGCAAAGCCUCUUUCUGCUCUCUUCCAAAAUUUAUGAGCCUUUUAAAAGUAAUGAAGGAAUUUUAGAAGAGAAUUAUGAUAACAAUAGGUUUGCAAAAGAACAGCUUUGGUUGGAACAAUGCCAAUUCUCAUUUCCCGAUGUGCUUUGGAAUUAUUUGAGUUCUUCUUCCAUAACACAAAGAAAGGAAUUUAAAAAGUUAUUCAUUCAACAAUGUCAUAUUUUGAAGAGAUAUAAGGAUGGAUUGUAUCAUCAUGCAUGUUUGGAAGGACAUUUGGCUUCUGUGAAUGCCUUGUGUUGUACCAAUUUGGAAAAGUCAUUAUCGAUUACCAUUCCAACCUUAUUUUCAGGAGAUUUGAAAUCAAGUAUUGCGCAGUGGGACUUGAGAUCGACCUUGCAAAUGAAAUCUAGCGAUUAUCAUUGUAACGAUGAAGGGAAAAUUAUCAAAAUUUUGAGUUAUCAAUAUGUGCAAAAGAAGAUCAGCCCCAAGCAACCUCCAACGUUUUAA